CACCUGCAGAGAAACCAACAUCACACAUUACACUACACCGCUAGCUAUAGUACUCCAUUUCUAACACCAAGCAAAUGAUGAAUAAUUUGCUUUCACCCUCGACCCUUCAACCAUUUACUAUUUGCACCACUUUGUUGUUUCUUUUCGUUCUCUUUUGGCUACUGAGAAGCCGCCGCAUUAAUACUAGUGUAGCUCCAGAAGCCGGUGGAGCUUGGCCUUUGAUCGGCCACCUCCACCUCUUAGGUGGAUCCCAGCCACCUCAUGUCACCUUAGGGAAGCUAGCCGAUAAAUACGGACCUAUCUUCACCUUUCGUUUUGGUGUUCACAAAACACUAGUUAUAAGCAGUUGUGAAAUGGCGAAACAAUGCUUCACUGUAAACGAUAGAGCCUUUGCUUCUCGUCCCAAAUCUAUAGCCUUUGAAAUUUUGGGAUAUAACUUUUCCAUGAUAGGUUUCAGUCCUUACGGUUCCUAUUGGCGCACAGUGCGUAAGAUAUCCACCAUCCACGUCCUCUCCGCCACACGGAUAGAUAUGCUUAAACAUGUUAUGGAAACUGAGGUUAAGAAUGCGAUGAAAGAUAGUCACUCUUCUGAAAAGGUGGUAACAGAAAUGAAGAAAUGGUUUGGUGAUAUAGCGAUAAACGUGAUGUUUAGAACGGUGGUUGGAGAACGUUUUGACGGGGAAGGAGAAAAGAACAAACAAAUACGAAAAGCGUUUAGAGAGCUCUUCCAUCUUUGUGGUUCCUUUGUUAUAUCUGAUUCGUUGCCGUUUUUAAGAUGGUUGGAUUUGGAUGGAAAAGAGAAGGAAAUGAAGAAAACUGCUAAAGAGUUGGAUGAGUUUGUUCAAGGUUGGAUUGAUCAACACAAACGUAGUAGGGUUCCUGGAAAUGAACGUGACUUUAUGGAUGUUAUUAUCUCCGCUGUUGAUGAUCAAGAAAUUGAUGGUCGUGAUGCUGGAACUACUAUCAAAACUACGUGUCUGUCAUUAAUUCUAGCUGGCACAGACACUACAACAUCAACAUUAACUUGGGCUCUAUGUUUACUUCUCAACAACCGUGAAAUCCUCAGCAAGGCCGUACAAGAAUUAGAUACACAAAUUGGUAGAGAAAAGAUGGUAAUGGAAUCAGAUUUGCACAAGUUAGAGUAUCUUCAAGCUAUUAUCAAGGAAACAAUGCGCUUGUGUCCAACCGUGCCACUAAAUGUGCCUCAUGAGUCCACUGAAGAUUGUACCAUUGGUGGAUAUCAUGUGCCCGCUGGUACUCGUCUCCUUACAAACAUUUCAAAACUUCAGCAAGAUCCGUUUAUAUAUUCUAAUCCACUAGAGUUUCGACCAGAGAGAUUCCUCACAACACACAAGGAUAUUGAUCUCAAAGGCCAACAUUUUGAGUUGAUUCCAUUUGGUGCGGGUAGAAGAAUGUGUCCCGGAAUAUCAUUUGGUCUUAAGCUAAUUCAAAUAACACUUGCAACUUUGUUGCAUGGAUUUGAUAUAGUGACUCAAGAUGGAGGACCAGUUGGUAUGGUUGAACAAAGUGGACUGACCAACGUCAAAGCAUCUCCUCUAGAAGUCAUUCUUACUCCACGUUUGUCAACAGAACUUUAUGGUCAGAAUUAAUACGUGAGAGUUGAGACUAUUUGGCAUUAAUGCAUAAAUAGAUAAACAUGAGAGGUUAUGCAAUUAUUAAAUAAAAAAUAGGUUUCUUUGAAUAAAUUCCUUUUGUGCUUGCAUUUACAGUUAGUUUCUGACUUUUAU
Messenger RNA from Medicago truncatula (barrel medic), 1748 nucleotides. RefSeq names its product cytochrome P450 CYP82D47. The transcript is spliced from 2 exons. The coding region runs from base 75 to 1610 and encodes 511 amino acids. The record is from RefSeq and is a predicted model, not a curated record. NCBI's taxonomy places the organism in Eukaryota, Viridiplantae, Streptophyta, Magnoliopsida, Fabales, Fabaceae. Gene Ontology annotation, molecular function: heme binding; monooxygenase activity; iron ion binding.